CAUCCUCCACUCGGAGGUGCAAGCCGGCAAGGAACACCAACAACCACCACAGCAAACAAAGAGCCCUCAGAAGAGUUGAGCUGAGGUAGCUAGCCGAAGAAACCCCCCCGUUCCGUUCCGUUUAGUUCUUGCUUCCGGGCAUGGCUCCGACCGAGGCGGCGGCGGCGGUGGCAGCGGCGAAGGGGAGGGUGACGGCGCUGGGGGUGGCGGCGUGCGAGCACGACGCGGAGAAGCUGGAGUUCAUCGAGGAGAAGACCAGGAACUUCGACGCGGAGCAGGUGCGUGUGCUCGCGGAGAUCCUGGCGCGGAACGGCGGCGCCGAGUACCUCCGCCGGCACGGCAUGGAGGGGCGCACGGACCGCGCCGCGUUCAAGGAGCGCGUGCCCGUGGUCACGUACGAGGACCUCCGCCCGGAGAUCGAGCGCAUCGCCAACGGCGACCGCUCCAACAUCAUCUCCUCCCACCCCAUCACCGAGUUCCUCACCAGCUCGGGGACGUCGGCGGGGGAGAGGAAGCUAAUGCCGACGAUCGAGGACGAGCUCAACAGGCGCCAGAUGCUCUACAGCCUCCUCAUGCCCGUCAUGAACCUGUACGUGCCUGGGCUUGACAAGGGGAAGGGCCUCUACUUCCUGUUCAUCAAGUCGGAGACGAAGACGCCCGGCGGGCUGCCGGCGCGGCCGGUGCUGACCAGCUACUACAAGAGCGACCACUUCAGGCACCGCCCGUACGACCCCUACAACGUGUACACGAGCCCCACGGCGGCCAUCCUCUGCACCGACUCGUUCCAGUCCAUGUACUCGCAGAUGCUGUGCGGCCUGCUGGCCCGCACCGAGGUGCUCCGCGUCGGCGCCGUCUUCGCCUCCGGCCUGCUCCGCGCCAUCCGCUUCCUGCAGCUCCACUGGAAGGAGCUCGCGCACGACAUCCGGACGGGCACCCUCAGCGCCCGGGUCACCGAGCCGUCCAUCCGCGCUGCCGUCGCCGAGGUGCUCGCGCCGGACGGCGACCUCGCCGACUUCGUGGAGGCCGAGUGCGCCAAGGACAGCUGGGAGGGCGUCAUCACCAGGGUGUGGCCCAACACCAAGUACCUGGACGUGAUCGUGACGGGCGCCAUGGCGCAGUACAUCCCGACGCUGAGGUACUACAGCGGCGGGCUGCCCAUGGCGUGCACCAUGUACGCCUCCUCCGAGUGCUACUUCGGGCUCAACCUCCGGCCCAUGUGCGACCCGUCGGAGGUGUCCUACACCAUCAUGCCCAACAUGGGCUACUUCGAGCUGCUGCCGCACGACCCGGAGGCCGGCGAGCCGGGCAGGGACGUCGACGGCCCGCCGCCGCGGCUGGUGGAGCUGGCGGACGCCGAGGUGGGCAAGGAGUACGAGCUGGUGAUCACCACCUAUGCGGGGCUCUGCCGCUACCGCGUCGGCGACAUCCUGCAGGUGACCGGGUUCCACAACGCGGCGCCGCAGUUCCGGUUCGUGCGCCGCAAGAACGUGCUCCUCAGCAUCGACUCGGACAAGACGGACGAGGCGGAGCUGCAGGCGGCCGUGGAGCGCGCGGCGGCGCUGCUGGCGCCCUACGGCGCGGGCAUCGUGGAGUACACGAGCCAGGCGGACGCCGCCGCCAUCCCGGGCCACUACGUGGUGUACUGGGAGCUGAUGGUGCGGGAGGGCGCGGGGGGCAGGAUGCCCGAGGCGGCCGUGUUCGAGCGCUGCUGCCUGGAGAUGGAGGAGGCGCUCAACUCCGUGUACCGGCAGCUCCGGAACGGCGACGCCAUCGGGCCGCUGGAGAUCCGGGUGGUGCGCGGCGGCACCUUCGAGGAGGUGAUGGACUACGCCAUCUCGCGCGGCGCGUCCAUCAACCAGUACAAGGCGCCCAGGUGCGUGUCCUUCGGGCCCAUCAUCGAGCUGCUCAACUCCAGGGUGCUGUCCAAGCACUUCAGCCCGGCGUGCCCCAAGUUCAGCCCGCACAGGAAGUGAUGGGGAUGCUGCUGAUUGGAUGGAUUCGAUGGUCACGGCCAAAGAUCGGGGCUGGACGCUAGCAGCCUAGCGCUGCUACUACUCCCUUCUUCCCAGUCGUUUAUUAUACUGUGUGUGUACAAGGCAGAGGAGUGAAUUAGUAUCACAACUCCUGCUUGCUAGUUGCUACUAGCUCCAGCCAGAUGGCUGCUUCUUUGGUAUUAGAUCAAGCUACUCCACUGCUGGUAGUUACGUACUUGUGCGUGGUGUCAUUUCUUGAGUGCAAAUGGCGAGUGUCUGUAAUCGUAAGAUGGUAACGUCAUUCUUGGCCCAAUAUAUCAUAAUAGGCACCGUAUUCUAUGGAAA
Molecule: messenger RNA, 2318 nt
Organism: Panicum virgatum (switchgrass)
Lineage: Eukaryota; Viridiplantae; Streptophyta; Magnoliopsida; Poales; Poaceae
Product: probable indole-3-acetic acid-amido synthetase GH3.2
Exons: 3
Coding region: 141-1973 (610 amino acids)
Cellular component (GO): cytoplasm
Molecular function (GO): acid-amino acid ligase activity
Source: RefSeq, a predicted model, not a curated record